Molecule: messenger RNA, 8234 nt
Organism: Microcebus murinus (gray mouse lemur)
Lineage: Eukaryota; Metazoa; Chordata; Mammalia; Primates; Cheirogaleidae
Source: RefSeq, a predicted model, not a curated record
CCGGGGCGCAGCCCCGACGCUCAUUGGCCUGGGCGGCGCAGCCAAGCUGUCAGCCCAUGUGGCGUGGCCGCCCGGGGAUGGCCGCGGUUUAAAUAGCGCCGGCGCCGGCCUAGAGGGAGCCAGAGAGACGGCCCGGCCCGGCCUCGCUCCGCCCGCCCGCCCUCGCCGCCCGCCGCCCGCGCCCAGACCAGACCAGACCAGAAGAGCCAUGGAGGAGGUUGUGAUCGCCGGCAUGUCCGGGAAGCUGCCCGAGUCGGAGAACUUGGAGGAGUUCUGGGCCAACCUCAUUGGCGGUGUGGACAUGGUCACAGAUGAUGACCGGCGGUGGAAAGCCGGGCUCUACGGCCUCCCCCGGCGGUCCGGCAAGCUGAAGGACCUGUCCAAGUUCGACGCCUCCUUCUUCGGGGUGCACCCCAAGCAGGCGCACACGAUGGACCCCCAGCUGCGGCUGCUGCUGGAAGUCACCUACGAGGCCAUCGUGGACGGAGGCAUCAACCCAGCCUCUCUGCGAGGGACACACACCGGCGUCUGGGUGGGCGUGGGGGGCUCUGAGGCCUCAGAGGCCCUGAGCCGAGACCCCGAGACGCUCCUGGGCUACAGCAUGGUGGGCUGCCAGCGUGCCAUGAUGGCCAACCGGCUGUCCUUCUUCUUCGACUUCAAAGGGCCCAGCGUCUCCCUGGACACGGCCUGCUCCUCCAGCCUGCUGGCGCUGCAGAACGCUUUCCACGCCAUCCGCAGCGGGGAGUGCCCGGCCGCCAUCGUGGGGGGCAUCAACCUGCUGCUGAAGCCCAACACCUCCGUGCAGUUCAUGAAGCUGGGCAUGCUCAGCCCCGAGGGCACCUGCAAGUCCUUCGACGACGCAGGGAACGGGUAUUGCCGCUCAGAGGCUGUGGUGGCCGUCCUGCUGACCAAGAAGUCCCUGGCCCGGCGGGUGUACGCCACCAUCCUGAACGCCGGCACCAACACGGACGGCUACAAGGAGCAAGGUGUGACCUUCCCCUCCGGAGAGUCCCAGGAGCAGCUCAUCCGCUCCCUGUACCUGCCAGCCGGGGUGGCCCCUGAGUCCCUCGAGUACAUCGAAGCCCACGGCACAGGCACCAAGGUGGGCGACCCACAGGAGCUGAACAGCAUCGUCCGGGCCCUGUGCGCCUCCCGCAAAGACCCGCUGCUGGUCGGCUCCACCAAGUCCAACAUGGGGCACCCGGAGCCUGCCUCGGGGCUGGCGGCCCUGGCCAAGGUGCUGCUGUCCCUGGAGCACGGCGUCUGGGCCCCCAACCUGCACUUCCACAGCCCCAACCCCGAGAUCCCGGCGCUGCGCGACGGGCGGCUGCAGGUGGUGGACCAGCCCCUGCCCGUGCGCGGCGGCAACGUGGGCAUCAACUCCUUCGGCUUUGGCGGCUCCAACGUGCACGUCAUCCUGCAGCCCAACGCCCGGCCGCCCCCCGGGAAGGCACCCGCCCCGCAUGAGGCCCUGCCCCGCCUGCUGCGGGCCAGUGGGCGCACCGCCGAGGCCGUGCGGGCCCUGCUGGAGCAGGGCCAGCAGCACAGCCAGGACCUGGCCCUCCUGUGCAUGCUCAACGACAUCGCGGCCGCCCCCGCCGCCGCCAUGCCCUUCAGGGGCUACGCCGUGCUGGGCGGCGCGGGCUCCGAGGUGCAGCAGGUGUCUGCCGGCGAGCGGCCGCUGUGGUUCAUCUGCUCCGGGAUGGGCACGCAGUGGCGUGGGAUGGGGCUGAGCCUCAUGCGCCUGGGCAGCUUCCGCGACUCCAUCCUGCGCUCCGACGAGGCCGUGAAGCCCUUGGGGCUGAAGGUGUCGGAGCUGCUGCUGAGCACGGAGGAGAACACCUUCGACGACAUCGUGCACGCCUUCGUGAGCCUCACGGCCAUCCAGAUCGCGCUCCUGGACCUGCUGAGCUCCAUGGGACUGCGGCCCGACGGCAUCAUCGGGCACUCCCUGGGCGAGGUGGCCUGCGGCUACGCUGACGGCUGCCUGUCCCAGGAGGAGGCCGUCCUCGCUGCCUACUGGAGAGGCCAGUGCAUCAAGGAGGCCAACCUUCCACCAGGCUCCAUGGCAGCCGUGGGCCUGUCCUGGGAGGAGUGCAAGCAGCGCUGCCCCCCUGGUGUGGUGCCCGCCUGCCACAACUCUGAGGACACGGUGACCAUCUCGGGACCACAGGCCGCGGUGUCUGCCUUCGUGGAGCAGCUGAAGCAGGAGGGCGUGUUCGCCAAGGAGGUGCGGACAGGCGGCAUGGCCUUCCACUCCUACUUCAUGGAGGCCAUCGCGCCCACGCUGCUGAAGGCACUCAAGAAGGUGAUCCGGGAGCCGCGUCCCCGGUCCGCCCGCUGGCUCAGCACCUCCAUCCCCGAGGCGCAGUGGCGCGGCAGCCUGGCGCGCACGUCCUCCGCCGAGUACAACGUGAACAACCUGGUGAGCCCCGUGCUGUUCCAGGAGGCGCUGCGGCACGUGCCCGAGCACGCCGUGGUGCUGGAGAUCGCGCCCCACGCCCUGCUGCAGGCUGUGCUCAAGCGUGGCCUCAAGCCCAGCUGCACCAUCGUGCCCCUGAUGAAGAAGGACCACAGGGACAACCUGGAGCUCUUCCUGGCCGGCGUGGGCAAGGUCCACCUCGCAGGCAUCGACGUCAACCCCAAUGCCUUGUUUCCGCCUGUGGAGUUCCCACCCCCCCGGGGAACGCCCCUCAUCUCCCCCCACAUCAAGUGGGACCACGGGCAGACGUGGGACGUGCCGGCCGCAGAGGACUUCCCCAACGGCUCCGGCUCCUCCUCGGCCACCGUGUACAACAUUGACGCCAGCCCCGAGUCCCCCGACCACUACCUGGUGGACCACUGCAUCGACGGCCGUGUCAUCUUCCCGGCCACGGGCUACCUGCACCUGGUCUGGAAGACGCUGGCCCGCAGCCUGGGCCUGGCCAUGGAGCAGAUGCCUGUGGUGUUCGAGGACGUGACCAUACACCAGGCCACCAUCCUGCCCAAGACGGGGACCGUGCCCCUGGAGGUGCGGCUCAUGGAGGCCUCCCGCGCCUUCGAGGUGUCCGAGAACGGCAACCUGAUAGUGAGCGGGAAGGUGUACCAGUGGGAAGACCCCGACCCCACGUUCUUCGACCACCCGGAAGACCCCACCCCCGCCAACCCUGGGGCCUUACGCCUGACGCAGGCCGACGCGUACAAGGCGCUGCGUCUGCGCGGCUACGACUACGGCCCCCACUUCCAGGGCAUCCUGGACGCCAGCCUCGAAGGCACCUCGGGCAGGCUGCUGUGGAAGGACAACUGGGUGACCUUCCUGGACACCAUGCUGCAGGCGUUCAUCCUGGCCUCCAGCCAGCGCAGCCUGCUGCUGCCCACCCGCAUCACCGCCAUCCACGUGGACCCUGCCACCCACCUGCGCAAGGUGUACCCGCUGCAGGGCGAGGCCCAAGCGGUGGACGUGGUGGUGAACAGCUUUCUGAGCAGCACGGUGGCUGGCGGCGCCCGCAUCACACGGCUCCACUCCUCGGCGGCCCCGCGCCGGCAGCAGGAGCAGCUGGCGCCCACCCUGGAGAAGUUCUGCUUCACACCGCACAUGGAGGAUGGGUGCCUGUCCGCCAGCGCCGCCCUGCAGGAGGAGCUGCAGCUGUGCAAGGGGCUGGCACAGGCCCUGCAGGCCAAGGUGACCCAGCAGGGGCUGAAGAUGGCAGGGCCCGGGGCCUCCCGGGAGCCCCCCCAGCAGGGGCUGCCGCGGCUGCUGUGGGCGGCCUGCCAGCUGCAGCUCAACGGGAGCCUGCAGCUGGAGCUGGCCCAGGCGCUGGCCCAGGAGAGGCCCCUGUUGCCGGAGGACCCGCUGCUCUGCGGCCUGCUGGACGCCCCGGCGCUCAAGGCCUGCGUGGACACGGCGCUGGAGAACAUGGCCGGCCCCAGGAUGAAGGUGGUGGAGGUGCUGGCCGGCCAUGGACACCUGUACUCCCGCAUCCCGGGCCUGCUCAACACCCAGCCGAUGCUGCAGCUGAGCUACACGGCCACUGACCGCCACCAGGCCCUGGAGGCUGCGCAGGCCAAGCUGCAGCAAUUUGACGCAGCCCAGGCCCAGUGGGACCCCGCGGAGCCUGCACCAGCAGCUGGGCAGCGCGACCUCCUGGUGUGCAACUGUGCCGUGGCGGCCUCGGGACCCCGCCUUGGCCCUCGGCCACAUGGCGCCGCCCUGCGAGAGGGCAGGUUCCUGCUGCUGCACACCCUGUGCGCGGGCACCCCCCGGGACACCAUGGCCUUCCUCUCCUCCUCUGAGCCGCAGCUCGCGCAGGCCUCCUGAGCCAGGUGAUGAUGGGAGAGCCUGUUUGCGAGGACGCCGCUGCACCUGGUGGGCCUGAAGAAGUCCUUCUACGGCUCCGCGCUCUUCCUGUGCCGCCGCCGGCCCACACAGGACAGCCCCAUCUUCCUGCCGUGGAGGGACACCAGCUUCCGCUGGGUGGACUCUCUGAAGAACAUCCUGGCGACGAUCCCCGCGGCCCGUGUGCUGAAGGCGUCAACUGCUCCACCUCAGCGUGUGCGUCUUGCUGUCCAACCUGAGCAGGCAUCCCGCGUGCCCGCGGUGGACCCCGCUCCGCAGAGCUGGCGGGCGCUGCUGCAGGGGGACCUGGUGAUGAACGUGUACCGCGACGGGCCUGGGGGGCCUUCCGCACUUCCCGCUGGAGCAGGACAGCCGGAGGAGCAGACGGCGGCACGGUUCGUGAACGUGCUCACCGAGGACUGUCCUCCAUUCGCUGGCUCUGGCACGGUCACCUACGCCUCGCUGAACUUCCGCGACAUCAUGCUGCACGGGGAAGGCCUCACGGGACUGCAUGCUGGGCUGGAGUUCUCGGGCCGAGACGCCAGCGGCAAGCGCGUGAUGGGCUGGUGCCCGCCGAACCUGGCCACGUCCGUCCAGCUGUCCUCGGACUUGCCUCUGGGACGUGCCUCCGGCUGGACCCUGGAGGAGGCAGCUUGUGCCGCCGUCGUCUACACCACCUACUACUCGCUGGUGGCGCGGCGCAUGCGGCGCGGCGAGACCGUGCUCAUCCACUCGGGCUCGGGCGGGUGGGCCAAGCCGCCAUCACCAUCGCCCUCAGCCGGGCUGCCGGGUCUCACCACCGUGGGCUCUGCGGAGAAGCGGGCGUACCUCCAGGCCAGGUUCCCGCAGCUGGACAGCACCAGCUUCGCCAACUCUCGGGACAUCUUCGAGCAGCACGUGCUGCGGCACACAGGCGGGAGGGGGACCCUCCGUCCCAGGGUGGACCUGGUGCUGAACUCCCGCGAGGAGAAGCUGCAGGCCAGCGGGUGCCUGGCCCAGCACGGCCGCUUCCUGGAGAUCGGCAAGUGCCUGUCCAACAACCACCCGCUGGGCAUGGCCAUCUUCCUGAAGAACGUGACCUUCCACGGCAUCCUGCUGGACGCGCUCUUCGAGGAGGCCAGCGACGACUGGGGGAGGUGCGGCGCGCCUGCGGCCGGCAUCCGCGACGGCGUGGUGCAGCCCCUCAAGUGCACCGUGUUCCCCAAGCCGGCGUGGGGACGCCUCCGCCACAUGGCAGGCAAGCACAUCGGCAAGGUCGUCAUCCAGGUGAGCCAGGAGGAGCCGGAGGCAGCGCCAAAGCGGGUGGAGCCCACGGUGAUGGCGGCCAUCGCCAAGACCUUCUGUCCCGCCCAUAAGAGCUACGUCAUCGCCGGCGGCCUGGGGGGCUUCGGCCUGGAGCUGGCCCAGUGGCUGGUUCUGCGGGGGGCCCAGAGGCUGGUGCUGACCUCCCGCUCUGGGAUCCGCACAGGCUACCAGGCCAAGCAGGUGCGGGAGUGGCGGCGCCAGGGCGUGCAGGUGCUCGUGUCCGCCAGCAACGCCAGCUCGCCGGAGGGCGCCCGGGCCCUCAUCGCGGAGGCCACGCAGCUUGGGCCCGUGGGAGGCGUCUUCAACCUGGCCAUGGUGCUGAGGGACGCCAUGCUGGAGAACCAGACGCCCGAGGCCUUCCAGGACGUCAGCAAGCCCAAGUACAGCGGCACCCUGAACCUGGACAGGGUGACGCGGGAGGCGUGUCCCGAGCUGGACUACUUCGUGGCCUUCUCCUCGGUGAGCUGUGGGCGUGGCAACGCCGGCCAGACCAACUACGGCUUUGCCAACUCCACCAUGGAGCGCAUCUGUGAGAAGCGGAGGCACGACGGCCUCCCAGGCCUGGCCGUGCAGUGGGGCGCCAUCGGCGACGUGGGCAUCGUGCUGGAGGCCAUGGGCACCAACGACACGGUCGUGGGCGGGACGCUGCCGCAGCGCAUCGCCUCCUGCCUGGAGGUGCUGGACCUCUUCCUGCACCAGCCCUACGCCGUCCUGAGCAGCUUCGUGCUGGCCGAGAAGAAGGCCGCCGCCCACAAGGACCGGGACGGCCAGCGGGACCUGGUGAAGGCCGUGGCGCACAUCCUGGGCAUCCGAGACCUGGCCGGCGUAAACCUGGACAGCUCGCUGGCCGACCUGGGGCUGGACUCGCUCAUGAGCGUGGAGGUGCGCCAGACGCUGGAGCGCGAGCACGACCUGGUGCUGUCCAUGCGCGAGGUGCGGCAGCUCACGCUGCGGCGGCUGCAGGAGCUGUCCUCCAAGGGCGACGCGCCCAGCGAGUCGGCGGCCCCCACGCCCAAGCAGGGCAGCCCGGCCCGGCAGCAGGCGCAGCUGAACCUGAGCACCCUGCUGGUGAACCCCGAGGGCCCCACCCUGACGCGGCUCAACGCGGUGCAGAGCUCGGAGCGGCCCCUCUUCCUGGUGCACCCCAUCGAGGGCUCCACCGCCGUCUUCCACAGCCUGGCCGCCAGGCUCAGCGUCCCCACCUACGGCCUGCAGUGCACGCGAGCCGCGCCGCUGGACAGCAUCCACAGCCUCGCCGCCUACUACAUCGACUGCAUCAGGCAGGUGCAGCCCGAGGGGCCGUACCGCAUCGCCGGCUAUUCCUACGGAGCCUGCGUGGCCUUCGAGAUGUGCUCCCAGCUGCAGGCCCAGCAGAGCCCGGCCCCCACCCACAACAGCCUCUUCCUGUUCGACGGCUCGCACACCUACGUGCUGGCCUACACCCAGAGCUACCGCGCCAAGCUGACGCCGGGCUGCGAGGCUGAGGCGGAGACGGAGGCCAUGUGCUUCUUUGUGCAGCAGUUCACGGACGCCGAGCACAGCAGGGUGCUGGAGGCGCUGCUGCCGCUGAAGGGCCUGGAGGAGCGCGUGGCAGCCGCCGUGGACCUGAUCACCAAGAGCCACCACGGCUUGGACCGCCAGGAGCUGAGCUUCGCCGCGCUCUCCUUCUACCACAAGCUGCGCGCCGCAGAGCAGUACACGCCCAAGGCCAAGUACCACGGCAACGUCACGCUGCUGCGCGCCAAGACGGGCGGGGCCUAUGGCGAGGACCUGGGCGCAGACUACAACCUCUCCCAGGUGUGUGACGGGAAGGUGUCUGUGCACGUCAUCGAGGGAGACCACCGCACGCUGCUGGAGGGCAGCGGCCUGGAGUCCAUCGUGGGCAUCAUCCACGGCUCCCUGGCCGAGCCCCGCGUGAGCGUGCGGGAGGGCUAGACCUGCCCAUUGCCACAGGCGCGCUGCGCCCACUCGCCUGGCCGUGCUGUGGGCCAGGAGGGUCCUGCCGGUGGGACCCUGCCCCGCGGCUGCUAGAAGCAAAGUAGGCCGCCACGCCGCCUCCCACCCACCACCUCCAGUGCGUGCGGGGCGCGGGGACCCCAGCCGUCGGCUCGGAGACGCCCGUCUGUGAAGAGCCGGCGCGGCCCGCGGGAGCCGGGCUGACCCUUUUGUGCCAAGUGGUCUUUGCCACUUGCUUGGUUUGUUGUUUUUCCACUCGAGUUCGCAUAUUUAUUGCGUCACUGGCGAAGCCGCCCGUGGCCUCGACCCCUAUGAAGGUCCCGGGCAGCGUCCACUCGCGCCUUCCAUGCACGCAGGUGGCCACCCGGGCCUGCCAGCCGAGCCUCCGUGGCCGGCCCCGCCCACCGCUCCGAGGCCACGGGACGGGCUGGGUGCCCGGCUGCCCAUGAAGCAGGCCCGGCCCUGCGGACGCGCCGGGCGCCUGCUCCCUGACGUCUGUCUGUCCUGGAGACGAUUCCGACUGCUGCUCAGAGUCUGGACCCACCGUGGCGUCCGCGCAGAGACUGCGUCUGCCCUGUCCGCUCUGCGCCGGUUUGGUGAACUGCUGCUCCAGACGCCCGUCCCCAGCCCCACCAUUAAACCGCACGUGAGCUCUGGC